This is a messenger RNA of Arvicanthis niloticus (Nile rat), 1487 nucleotides long. RefSeq names its product single-pass membrane protein with coiled-coil domains 3 (gene Smco3). Lineage: Eukaryota; Metazoa; Chordata; Mammalia; Rodentia; Muridae. The record is from RefSeq and is a predicted model, not a curated record.
GAAACAGAAAUAUUCUGAAAACUAAGCCAGGCAGAAGUGGCUAUAAACCAGAUGGGCAGAGGGACCCAGCAGACACCAGCAAAUCCUGUGGCUCAUCACAUUCCACCAGAAGCUUCCAGAAGAGCCCACAGGGAAAACCCUUCAACAAUACUCCUAAGCAACGCAGGGGACACAAACUUGGGAAACACAACAAGAGACUUACUGAACUAUGGCCCAGAGUGACUUCCUCUACCCACAAAACCCAAGGAGGCGACAGGAAGUGAGCCGCCUUCACCAGCAGUUGCUGGACUGCUUGUCUGACAGCUUCCAGGUCACCAACAAGCUCACAGGGGUUCUGAAUACCCACUUGGGUUGCAGGCUGGCCUUCAUUGAAAUGAAAAGCAAUGGAACCAUCAAAGAAAACUGUGACAUAAUUAUCCAAGCUGUGACAAAAAUCCAAAAGGAACUGCAAAAGGUUGACGAGGCACUGAAAGACAAACUGGAGCCAACCCUUUAUAGGAAGCUUCAGGAUAUUAAGGAAAGGGAGACAGAGAAGAUUGCCAUCGUGCAAAAGGUCAUUUCUGUCAUCCUGGGAGAAGCUACAUCUGCAGCCAGUGCAGUGGCCGUUAAACUGGUGGGCUCAAGUGUCACAACUGGCAUUAUUAACAAGCUGGUCUCUGUGCUAGCUCACAUCGGGACGUCUCUCCUUGGAGGCAUUGGUGUUGCAGUGCUCAGCCUCGGGAUAGAUAUGAUCAUUCAAGCCAUCUUGGGAGCAGUGGAGAGAACACAGCUUCAGGCAGCCAUCAAAAGUUAUGAGAAACAUCUGGAGGACUUCCAGGCUGCCUCAGAGAAGUACCACCAUGCCAUCACUGAGGUCACCACUGCAGUGAAGCACCAGUUCAGAUGACCAGUCAGGUGUCUACACUGGGAUAGUCUGUGCUUCCCUCUCUGGCACCAUGCUUAUCUCUUUAGGUUAAUUCUCCAUGUCUCCAACAAUGUGGAUAACCAUAAACAAUUUGGAAUGCUUGGGUCUUGGGUCAGCAGGGAGUGCCCAAACCAGCUCUACUGGACCAUCAGGGGAUAAAGCUCUCUCCAGUUUUCUUACCCUGUUGUCAGAACCACUGAGGUGUAAAGGCAUCAGAGACCAGCAGGCACAGACCAUUGCUUCCUUGUUCCCAGGCAAUGUCCUCAAACAUUCCUGAUAAAUGGAGAGACCAUUCCCAUUACCUGUUUCAAACAUCACUCAUGUCUAAUAAGUUAUACUUAAUAACAUCAGAAUAGACAUGCACAUGUUGCCUUCAAAUAAAAUAGACAUACUUCUAUUAUUUUACCAUCAGAUUAAAUACAAUUGUCUGCAAACUGGAAAUGAGGGCAAAAUAACACCAACAACUUUUUCUUCAACAAUGAAAGGAAGCAAUACAUUUGUGACCUUCUGCUUAUUACAAAGUGUACCUGGGUGGAUUUGGAAAAGGAUGAGAUAAUAAAACUUGUUUCUGUGAUGCAAUUAA